GCAGAGCACUCUGAAAUAAAAUCCAUAUUUGAGCUGAAUUUAAAUGAACCUGUCACUAGUAGUCUGACUAAAAAACAAUUAAUUCUAUUAAAAAAAUCUUCUUUUUCAAAGGAUUUGACGUGGUACGUGUCAUUCUACCUGCGCUUUUUCUACUGUUAUAUCCCCUUUUAUGGUUUCCUUGGUUCAGUGGCACUCAUCAUCUUUAUCAGGUUCCUGGAGAGUCACUGGUUUGUGUGGGUGACUCAGAUGAACCAUUUGCCCAUGGAGAUUGAUCACGAGAGGCGUCAGGAAUGGUUGACCACACAGCUCCAGGCCACUUGUAACAUUGAACAGUCCUUCUUCAACGACUGGUUCAGCGGACACCUCAACUUCCAAAUUGAACACCAUUUGUUUCCCAGAAUGCCUCGUCACAGUUAUCACCUGGUGGCUCCACAGGUGCGAGCACUCUGUGAGAAGCAUGGAGUUCCUUACCAGAUAAAAACUUUAUGGAGGGCCAUGUCUGAUGUUGUCAGCUCGCUGAAGACCUCAGGGGAUCUCUGGCUGGAUGCAUACCUCCAUAAAUGACAAACUUCACCUUAAAGAAGUCCCGUUCUGUUUCCAUCUUCACAAAAUCCAUCCAAUUAAACUGUGUUUUUCUUAUAAACAUUAGAAUUAGUCCAAAUCAUUAAAGUUGUUGUAAUUUAAGCAUGUUGAUCGAUGUAUUGAAGAACAAAUUUACUACCACUGAUUUGACACAUCCAAGUAACUAUAUAGAUAAGUAUCAUAGGAUCUAUUCAAUUAACUUCCUGGAUAUGUUUGUGUUAAACCUCUAACUUAAGCUACUAUUACCAGUUUAUGUUCUAUUAGUACUCAAAUAAACACUGCUUUGA
This is a messenger RNA of Oryzias melastigma (Indian medaka), 869 nucleotides long. Its product is annotated as fatty acid desaturase 2-like. Gene Ontology annotation, cellular component: membrane. The annotation marks the transcript as partial. Gene Ontology annotation, molecular function: oxidoreductase activity, acting on paired donors, with oxidation of a pair of donors resulting in the reduction of molecular oxygen to two molecules of water. Lineage: Eukaryota; Metazoa; Chordata; Actinopteri; Beloniformes; Adrianichthyidae. The transcript is spliced from 5 exons. Gene Ontology annotation, biological process: lipid metabolic process. The record is from RefSeq and is a predicted model, not a curated record.